Vanderwaltozyma polyspora DSM 70294 is the source of this 1254-nucleotide messenger RNA. RefSeq lists its product as uncharacterized. The transcript has a single exon. Gene Ontology annotation, molecular function: oxidoreductase activity, acting on NAD(P)H. Bases 1 to 1254 code for a protein of 417 amino acids. NCBI's taxonomy places the organism in Eukaryota, Fungi, Ascomycota, Saccharomycetes, Saccharomycetales, Saccharomycetaceae. The record is from RefSeq and is a predicted model, not a curated record.
AUGUCAUUUAUCAAGAAAUUAGCUUUCUGGAAAAACAAUUCCAAGAAGGAAACUAAAACUACUAAGGCUGUAGACUCAAAGAAGACUCAAGAAACUGAACAAAACUCCAAAACACAAGAAAAAAUGGUUGCUCAAACUGAAUUACCAAAAACCAUGAAGGCUGUCGUCAUCGAAGGUGACAAUGCUGUCGUUAAAUCUGAUGUUCCAUUACCUGAAUUAGAAGAUGGUUUUGCUUUAGUUAAGACUAUCGCUGUCGCUGCUAACCCAACUGAUUGGAAACACAUUUCUUACAAAAUAGGUCCACAAGGUUCUAUUGUUGGUUGUGAUGUUGCUGGUAGAAUUGUUAAGUUAGGUCCAAAUGUUACUGAUUAUGCUGUAGGUGAUUUGAUUUAUGGUUUCGUCCAUGGUUCCUCUGUCAGAUUCCCAACCAAUGGUGCCUUUGCUGAAUACGUUGCUGUCGAUACUCUAACUGCUUACACUCCAUCUAAGGAUAUUAAGUUAUCUGAUUCUGAUUUACCAGAAGGUCCAGUUACUUCUAUGGAAGGUGCUGUCACUUUACCUGUCUCUUUGACUACUGCCGGUGUUGUUUUAACUUUACAUUUUGGUAACAAAAUGGAAUGGGAACCAGCUACUCCUCAACAUGAUUUCCCAUUGUUGAUCUGGGGUGGUGCCACUGCUAUUGGUCAACCAUUGAUUCAAUUGGCUAAGAAGUUGAAUGGUUACACUAAAAUUAUUGCUGUUGCCUCUAAGAAGCAUGAAGCUACCUUGAAAUCCUACGGUGCUGAUGAAGUUUUCGACUACCAUGAUGAAGAUGUUAUUGACCAAAUCAAAGCUAAAUACAACAACAUCCAACACUUGAUUGACGGUGUUUCUAACCCACAAACUUUGAACCAAAUUUAUCAAUGUGCUGCUGAUAAAGAAGAAGCCACUGUCAUGCAAUUAGUUACUAUGGAUAUUGAAACUGUUGAAGAAUCUUUGAGAAGAGAUAAUGUUAAGGUCACUGGUACCAUGUUGUACUUGGCUGCUGGUAAAGAAGUUCCAUUUGGUACUAUUACCAUGCCAGCUAACCCAGGUUACAGAAAGGCUGCUGUCGACUUUGUUAACUUCAUUAACCCAAAGAUUAAUGAUGGUGAAAUUCGUCACAUUCCUGUUAAAGUCUUCAAGAAUGGUUUGGAAGACAUCCCAACUAUGUUGGAAGAUAUCAAGGAAGGUAAGAACUCUGGUGAAAAAUAUGUUGCUACCUUUUCUAACUAG